Messenger RNA from Rhinopithecus roxellana (golden snub-nosed monkey), 2563 nucleotides. It is a transcript of the gene MCHR1, whose product is annotated as melanin concentrating hormone receptor 1. Gene Ontology annotation, molecular function: melanin-concentrating hormone receptor activity; neuropeptide binding. Bases 415 to 1683 code for a protein of 422 amino acids. Gene Ontology annotation, biological process: neuropeptide signaling pathway. The record is from RefSeq and is a predicted model, not a curated record. Gene Ontology annotation, cellular component: membrane; neuron projection. Lineage: Eukaryota; Metazoa; Chordata; Mammalia; Primates; Cercopithecidae. The transcript is spliced from 2 exons.
AUGGUUGGAAGCCGUCAGGGCACAGAGAAGGGGCCGAGGGUGCCCUGAGUGUGCGUGGGGGGAGCCCUGCUGCAGUCCAAGCCUUUGAUUCUGAAGCUCUGGACCCUGCCAUGUGGCCCAGCCACCCAUACCUGGGAUAGGGGCUAAGCCAAGCUACUGUGUCCUCCAAAGGGAGGCAGCCUGUUUGCUUUGUCCGUUUGCCUUUGCAGAGACCUCGAUCCUCAUGCAAGACAAGCAGCGGCCCCUGUAAGUGCACGAGACAAUCCCAAGUGUCAGUGGGAAGGAGAUCCCUUUCCUGAUGGGGCUGCCUGUGCCCAGUCCCUCCCAGCUUCCCCAGGGCCCUGGGGCUCUGCAGGCAUUCAGAAGUGGAAGCCAGCCACAGCCCGGGACUGAAGAGGUUAAUGUGUCUAGGUGAUGUCAGUGAGAGCCGCGAAGGAGGGAGUAGGGAGGGCAGUUGGGCUUGGAGGCAGCAGUGGCUGCCAGGCUGCCGAGGAAGACCCCCUUCCCGACUGCGGGGCUUGUGCUCCUGGACAAGGUGGCAGGCGCUGGAGGCUGCCGCAGCCUGCGUGGGUGGAGGGGAGCUCAGCUCGGUUGUGGGAGCAGGCGACCGGCACUGGCUGGAUGGACCUGGAAGCCUCGCUGCUGCCCACUGGUCCCAACACCAGCAACACCUCUGAUGGCCCCGAUAACCUCACCUCAGCAGGAUCACCUCCUCGCUCAGGGAGUGUCUCCUACAUCAACAUCAUCAUGCCUUCGGUGUUCGGCACCAUCUGCCUCCUGGGCAUCAUCGGGAACUCCACGGUCAUCUUCGCGGUUGUGAAGAAGUCCAAGCUGCACUGGUGCAACAAUGUCCCCGACAUCUUCAUCAUCAACCUCUCGGUGGUGGAUCUCCUCUUUCUCCUGGGCAUGCCCUUCAUGAUCCACCAGCUCAUGGGCAAUGGGGUGUGGCACUUUGGGGAGACCAUGUGCACCCUCAUCACGGCCAUGGAUGCCAAUAGUCAGUUCACCAGCACCUACAUCUUGACCGCCAUGGCCAUUGACCGCUACCUGGCCACCGUCCACCCCAUCUCUUCCACGAAGUUCCGGAAGCCCUCUGUGGCCACCCUGGUGAUCUGCCUCCUGUGGGCCCUCUCCUUCAUCAGCAUCACCCCCGUGUGGCUGUAUGCCAGACUCAUCCCCUUCCCAGGAGGUGCAGUGGGCUGCGGCAUCCGCCUGCCCAACCCGGACACUGACCUUUACUGGUUCACCCUGUACCAGUUUUUCCUGGCCUUUGCCCUGCCCUUUGUGGUCAUCACGGCCGCAUACGUGAGGAUCCUGCAGCGCAUGACGUCCUCAGUGGCCCCCGCCUCCCAGCGCAGCAUCCGGCUGCGGACAAAGAGGGUGACCCGCACAGCCAUCGCCAUCUGCCUGGUCUUCUUUGUGUGCUGGGCACCCUACUAUGUGCUACAGCUGACCCAGUUGUCCAUCAGCCGCCCGACCCUCACCUUUGUCUACCUGUACAAUGCGGCCAUCAGCUUGGGCUACGCCAACAGCUGCCUCAACCCCUUUGUGUACAUCGUGCUCUGCGAGACGUUCCGCAAACGCUUGGUCCUUUCGGUGAAGCCUGCAGCCCAGGGGCAGCUUCGCACUGUCAGCAACGCUCAGACGGCUGACGAGGAGAGGACAGAAAGCAAAGGUACCUGACACUUCCCCUGCCGCCCUGGACACCUCCAAGUCAGAACACCACAGCAAGCCGUGGGGAGAGAGGCCAAGAGAAACCCAAGACUGCUCUGGGGGAAUGCAGGAAGGUCAGGUGGUGAGUGGUUGUUGCAAUGAAAUAAAUACAUUCCAUGGGGCCCACACAUUGCUGGGGAGGCCUGGAGUCAGGUUUGGGGGUUUCAGACCUCAGAAAUCCCUUUGGGGGAGCAGGAUUAGACCUUUGGAUAGAACAGAAGCUGAGCAAGAGAAGAUGUUGGUCUGGAUCAUCGGUUGCACUAUAUCUGCGCGCUCUCAAAUGUCUUCUCAAGGCAAGAGGUAGAAGGCUACUGACUGGGUUUCAAGUCAGGCAGGGCUGGAGUGUGAGCAGCCGGGGCCGUGUUGCACAAGGCCUGAGAGACGGGAAAGGGCCCGACAGCUCUUUCCCACCUCUCACUGGUGUGAUGGAAGGCGGCCUUUCUCCCAAGCUGGUGGAUAAUGAAAAAUGAAGCAUCCCAUCUCUUGGCAUUCCAGCAUCCUGUCAAUGUCCCUUUUGCUCUAGAGGAUGCAUGUUUAUUUGAGGGGAUGUGGCACUGAGCCCACAGGAGGAAAAGUCCAGUUUCCUAGGAGGUCUGCUUACUGAGAAUGACAGGGAGAUCUGGGGUGGGUGUGGGUCUUAAAACUAAUAAAAGUUGGCGGCGGGGUGCUUUUGCAGCUUUGGUGACAUUCUCUCCACGGGGCACAUUUGGUCAGUCGCUAAUCCAGCGUGAGUGUCCGUGUGUUCUGCAUGUGCAGGGGUCAUUCUAGUGCCUGGUGUGUUGGCAUCAUCUUUUUGCUCUAGCCCUUCCUCUCCAAAAUAAAAACAAAUAAAGGAAAAUCUCCACCCACA